Messenger RNA from Seriola aureovittata, 1308 nucleotides. RefSeq names its product outer dynein arm-docking complex subunit 1-like. Gene Ontology annotation, biological process: outer dynein arm assembly; cilium movement. Gene Ontology annotation, cellular component: axoneme. The transcript has 9 exons. Bases 32 to 1237 code for a protein of 401 amino acids. The record is from RefSeq and is a predicted model, not a curated record. Lineage: Eukaryota; Metazoa; Chordata; Actinopteri; Carangiformes; Carangidae.
CUGUGAAUCUUGAUAUAUCCUCAAACAAAACAUGGCAACAGACAUCUUUAAAGAGGAAUACAACAAUGUCCAGGAGGAAAAUGACAGAUAUAGGCAGCUCAACAGCCAGCUGAAGGAUCAUUUGGUCUGUCUGGAUAGGGAGAUAGCUGUGGCAGACAGCAGGAUUCAAGAGAAAUUAGCAAUCCCUGGUGGCAUCGUCAAACACCAAGGGAAACAUCGUCGCCACUUGGGACGCAUUCGCAUCUUAGAAAACGAACUCCACCAGGACACUGUUAAAUUCAAUAAACUGAUGUGCAGCAAUGCAGAUUACCGUAAAAAAAUUGCUCACCUGCAGCAGCAGAAAGUCACAGGGUGGAACAUCGAGGAGAAGUUAAACAGACAUCUGGCUACACAGCAAAGCAUCAUGGACAAACUGGAGGUGAAGCUCUCCCUCGCUUUCAACUUGAGGUCAGAAGGAGAGACCCGAAUGCAGGAGAUGAGGGAGUCCAUGGAGGUGGAGACACUUGACUUCAUCAAGAGAAGAAUGGAGCUGAUGACUGUCAUCCACCAUGAUGCCAAACUGCAGGCUUUCAUGGAGACAAAGUUACAGGAAAUUGCUCUUUUAGAAGAGGAUGAGGACUCCAUGAAGAGAGAGAAACAGCUGCAAAAUCAGAAUGGAGGUAAGAAGUCGGAUGUGUACCUGCAGGCUUACAAUACACUGGUGGAAAUGACCGGAGAGAGAGACCUGUGUCAGAUAGAACGCAUCUUUAUUCGAAAUGAAGAGAGGAACUUCGCCCUCAUCAACUACAUCAACGAGCAGCACUACAAAUUGAACAAAUUGAAGAGAUGCGUAAACAAGAGGAAGAGUGACAUUCUGUUCCUUGAGCUAGAGAACAAACGACUUGAAGAGCAGAGAGCGAGGGAGUUUCAGGAGCUAGAGUCUGAGGUGGAGAAGAAUAGCUGUGUGGCUGACUCCUUGGAGAAGCAGUGCGCUGUAGUUCAGAAGAGGCUGGACGAGCUGAUGACUGGCAUCUCCAGCCUUUAUGCUGAGAUAAUGCAAACAUCUGUCACCGUCACUUUGGACAACGUUGUACAUGUCCUCGCUACCCUUGAGGAUAGAAUCAUUGAAAUACUGCUCCAGGCCAACAUGAGAGAUGAGCCUCCUCAGAAACUGCUGUUGGGCAACUUUGACUUGCUACCAGAGGGCAGAAAGUCUCAACCAUGCUCACCAAAUUUUGCCAGAUCAGAUGGAAAGUAGUGCUGUCACAUCGUCCUCUUUUCAUGCCAGUACAGCAGCAUGUUACAGGCUUCUGAUGGCAAUAAACAACA